ACCAGUCUGACCUUCGAUGCRUCUUUGUGACRRCUGGGAACACAACAGUUUCCCGCCCGACUACGACUACACCUCUGUCAACUACAACUACGCUAACAACUACAACCAACCAACCCCUGACAACAACUACAACCAACCAACCCAUGACAACAACUACAACCAACCAACCCAUGACAACAACUUCACCUCCUACAUCCUCCACCCCAAAUGGGACACCAAACCCAGGACCAUAUUAUGUUUUGGCUCUGAAUGCAGAGAUCUUAACAACACUGUCAAUGGAGACUGACUCUGCAACCAUCAUGAACCUGAUCAAAGAGGAGCUGAGAAGACAAGGACUGUCUUCUGACAUAACGCUAAAGCUGCUAGGCAGUACUUUAGUGGGAGUUACAACUCAAGGCCCCUAGUGGCUAAAAUAUUAUAAAUCUGAUCUUUCCUGGGAAAUGUGGAAACACACUUCCCAGGAAAGAUCAAAUUUAUUAUGCAAAAUCAUUUGCAUUGAUUUUCCAAUCAAUGCAAACGGAAAUUUUAUAGUAUUGUGUUCAAUAUGUUCAAAUACUGUAAAGUCAUAAUGCUCUCAAUCAUAAUUUCUAAUUGUCAAUAAAARCAAACAUAAUAAAAUUAUAUGCCAAAAC
Poecilia reticulata (guppy) is the source of this 632-nucleotide messenger RNA. Lineage: Eukaryota; Metazoa; Chordata; Actinopteri; Cyprinodontiformes; Poeciliidae. The record is from RefSeq and is a predicted model, not a curated record.